AAAUGCAACACUCCAUGGACCCCCUCUUGGAUUCACCACCGACCUCACCUCUCCCCACCUUCCCCCGUACACCGGAACAUGCGGCCUCUCCACCUGGCACACCUUCAUUGGCAACACCUCCACCUCCGUCGGCAACACCUCCACCACCUCCACCGAGACGCCGUCGUGACCGUGAUAGAGACAUAGUUACAAUGCCACACUGGGAUGCACUUCCAUCAUCCAGGGAGUACCCCGCCUUUGCCAGGAGGCUGGGGCUCCUCAGAUUUAACAAUCUCGAUUUUCCUGCGGCGAGAUACCGUUUUACCGAGCAGAGGUUAAGGACAUUUACUAUGGGGAGGUGGCCCACAGACCACCCCCUAACCCACAACCAAUUGGCCAUGGCAGGGUUUUUCUAUUAUGGAUUGGAUGACGUUACAAUAUGUCACUACUGCGGGUUAGGGUUAAACUUGUGGGAAAAAGGCGAUGACCCUGACACUGAGCAUGCACGCUAUUCACCGCUUUGUGAUUAUAUAAGGUUAAGAAAGGGGGAUGAUUUCAUUCAUCAUGUAUAUAAAAAUUCUGUGGUACAUGCGGACCCAGAAAUUAAAAUCCCCUCUCGUUUUAAUAUUAACAUUCACAAAGUGUCAGGGUCAUCACCACCUGCUUUGCCACCUCCCCCUGUGGCGCAAAAUCCGAAGUCUGAUGAAACUGAUUCUCAUCGAGGCAAAUGCCUCAUUUGCCUCGAUGAGAAGGCGGAUGUAGUUGUUUUACCUUGUGCACAUUUACACACCUGUGCAGUCUGUAUAGUUAGUCAAGACAAAUGCCCUAUGUGUAGGUGCGAUAUAGAGUACACUCUGAAAGUUUAUUGUUAGUUUUAAGAAGAUUAUUUUAUUUUUUGUAUAUAUCUCUUAUUUUCUGUGAUACAUGUCACUGUAUUUUAUUAAUAAAUAAU
Messenger RNA from Frankliniella occidentalis (western flower thrips), 931 nucleotides. Its product is annotated as death-associated inhibitor of apoptosis 2-like. Gene Ontology annotation, cellular component: nucleus; cytoplasm. The transcript has a single exon. Lineage: Eukaryota; Metazoa; Arthropoda; Insecta; Thysanoptera; Thripidae. The record is from RefSeq and is a predicted model, not a curated record. Bases 3 to 851 code for a protein of 282 amino acids.